AAGCAAUACACUAUAUUGGCCUUUGUCUCUUAACCCUUUUUUUUCUCUUUCAUUAUUUGUUUCCAAAUGGAAAUGCCCAAAUCUAACACUCCUCCUUUGUUCGAAAGAGUUAGAAUUGAAAAUGGUUUGAAAAGAUUUAUUGAUAUAACCAUUUUCUUUCUUCUCGUUUCAUUGUUGGGAUACCGUCUUUUCUUGUUGAGCAGCCAUGGAUUCAGCUGCCUCUUUGCCAUUGCUUUUCUCUCCGAGCUUUGGUUCACUUUCAAUUGGCUUCUCACUCUCAAUUGCAAUUGGUCACCUGUCCGUUACCAAACUUAUCCACAACGCCUCCUCAAACGAGUGGAGGAGGUUCCUCCGGUGGACAUAUUCGUGACAACGGCGGAUCCGAUGCUAGAACCUCCGAUAAUAACGAUAAACACAGUGCUAUCUGUGUUAGCGAUGGAGUAUCCGGCGGACAAAUUAGCUUGUUACGUCUCCGACGACGCAUGUUCACCACUCACGUUUUAUUCCCUUUGUCAAGCUCUUAAUUUUGCUAAGAUUUGGUUACCAUUUUGCAAAAAAUAUAAGGUCCAAGUUAGAGCUCCUUUUAGAUAUUUCUCUACCACCCGUUUAUCUUCUAAUGAAUCAACCCAGUUUCACCAUGACUGGACCAAAAUCAAGGAUGAGUACGAAGAGCUACGACAAAAGAUUGAGGAAGCUGCCAAAACUAUAACAUAUGGUUGUGAGCUUAAGGGCGAGUUGGCGGAUUUCUCUAACGCUAAGCCAAAGAAUCAUCCUCCUAUCGUCAAGGUCAUAUGGGAGAAUAAAGAAGGGGUUAGGGAUGAACUGCCUGCUUUAAUUUAUGUAUCUAGAGAGAAAAACCCCCAAAUUCCACACCAUUACAAAGCUGGUGCCAUGAAUGUUUUGACCAGGGUUUCUGGAGUAAUGACGAAUGCUCCUUAUAUGUUGAAUCUUGAUUGCGACAUGUUCGUUAAUAAUCCCGAUGUCCUUUUACAAGCAAUGUGUCUCUUACUACAUCCAACCAUCGAUAAAGAGUAUGCAUUUGUUCAAUUUCCUCAAACCUUUUACAAUGGACUCAAAGACGAUCCCUUUGGAAACCAAUGGAUCGUCACCAUGCAGAUCCUGAUUCACGGACAGGCAGGAGUUCAAGGGCCUAUGUAUAUGGGAACAGGAUGCAUUCAUAGACGAAAAGUCUUGUAUGGUCAAUCACCAAAAGAAGCUAACGUUGAUGCGAAAUAUAAUGAAGAAAAGUUAUAUAAGACAUUUGGAAAUUCAAAAGACUUUGUAAAAUCAGCCAUUCGAAGUUUAAGAAGCUUUGCAGAUGAUUCCAAUUGCCUAUCCAGCUCAAUCAAAUCAACAUAUGAAGUUGCUACUGCUGAUUAUGAACACAAUAAUGCUUGGGGAUCCGAGGUGGGUUGGAAAUAUGGAUCUAUAGUGGAGGAUGUGCUGACUGGGAUGGAGAUCCAUAAAAAGGGAUGGAAAUCUGCAUACAUAACACCAACUCCACCAGCAUUCCUAGGAUGUGCUCCCUUAGGAGGCCCAGUUCCAUUAAGCCAUCACAAGAGAGCAAUGACAGGACUACUUGAAAUUCUAAUCAGCAAAAACUCCCCCAUUCUCACUGCUCUCUCUGAUAAGCUCCAGUUUAGGCAACGUCUCAUGUAUAUGUGGGCAUAUCUGAUAGGCUUUGGUGCUAUUUGGGAGAUAUGUUACGCUACUCUACCAGCAUUUUGUCUAAUUUCCAACUCUCAUUUUUUGCCCAAGGUACAAGAACCAGUAAUAUGCGUACCUCUUCUCCUUUUCGUCCUUCUCAAGCUUCGAAUGUUGUUAGACUUCUUCAAAACGGGCCAAUCUGUAAGAGCCUGGUGGAAUAACCUGAGAAUGGAGAAGAUUCAGAAAAUGUCCAGUUCCUUGCUUGGAAUUGUGGCUGUCAUCUUCAAGAUUUUUGGAAUAUCAGAGACUGUGUUUGAAAUAACAAAAAAAGAGUCAUCUUCUUCUAGUGAUGACAUAAAGAGUGAUGAUGGAGAUUUGGGUCGGUUAACGUUUGAUGAGUCCCCAUUGUUUGUGCCAGUCACAACCAUUUUGAUGAUUCAACUGGCAGCACUUUAUAUUGGCUUCUUGCAAAUGCAGGCAAGCGUUCGUGAAUUUGGAGUGGCGGAGGUGAUGUGCUGUCUGUGGACGAUUUUGUCCUUCUGGUCAUUUUUGAGGGGGAUGUUUGCGAAGGGUAACUAUGGGCUUCCAUGGCCAACCUUAUUCAAAUCCAGUGUUUUGGCAUUCUUGUUUGUGUACUUGUGUCAACAGACAACAAAGUGAAAUAAAUAACAUUCGGUCAGUUACUUAGAUUUUGUAUUCAAGCUAGGAUAGUUUUAUGCGUACGAUCAUCUUUGUGGAGGGGUUGAUACACUUUUAUGACAAAUAUUGAAAUCCCCUAUACACUAUUUGAAGAGUCACCUGCGGACUCAAGGGUUUAUCUACUUGUGUAACAGUUUCAGCUUUGGUCAGUGAAUAAUAUUGUCAUCUAGUACCUAAA
Molecule: messenger RNA, 2524 nt
Organism: Cucumis sativus (cucumber)
Lineage: Eukaryota; Viridiplantae; Streptophyta; Magnoliopsida; Cucurbitales; Cucurbitaceae
Product: cellulose synthase-like protein H1
Exons: 9
Coding region: 67-2307 (746 amino acids)
Biological process (GO): cellulose biosynthetic process; plant-type primary cell wall biogenesis
Cellular component (GO): plasma membrane; trans-Golgi network
Molecular function (GO): mannan synthase activity; cellulose synthase (UDP-forming) activity
Source: RefSeq, a predicted model, not a curated record